AUGUUUCGAUCGAUGAUUUCCAAGUGGAGCCAUCGUUCGGCACACCCUCACAGCCAGACCACAGGCGAGAGCCUCGGCGGCAGCGGCAGGCCGGUUCCGAUCGGGACGAACUCCUCCAUGCUCGGAGGGACCGUUCGUGGAGCAGGUGAUGCAAUGUCAGCGGCAGACGUCGCGGCUCACGAUAACUACGACACCAUGAACCCAGGCCAACUGAUUACCGAAUUCAGUCCGCCGGUGACUUCAGAGAAGUGCAGGCUUGGCCUCCUACCAUACAUCUUGUGUUCUCGCACAUUCGACAUGUCUACCUAUGAUUUAGAGGCUCAGUAUGACGGGACUAGGGAUGACAGCUCGUUGCGGGGUCUCGAAUACGUCGACAGGAGUGUACCACCACAACAUUGGAUCUGCUGUGACUAUAACGAGGCACCGCAGGGUUAUCCCAGGCUGGCCCGCUACAUGGCCACAGCGGAGAACUUGAGCGUAUUCCGCCAGUUUCGAUACCUACAAACGCGCAUCAUGUUGCAGCUGCAGGACGAGCUGCGGGAGCUCGAGACACUACUGUACAGGCUUGACGAGAGAGACCGCGAGUUCCCCGGCAUGUUGCGGAGCAGAGAAUACUGCGACAAGAGAUCCCGAACCAGGAAGAUGCUGCUGCACCGGACCCGGAGGAAGUGGAUGGACUACGGUAUGAGUAGAAAUGCCUUCGUUCGGUAUGUCCGUGCUAACCAGACACCAGCCGAAUUCAUAGGGAAGACCAAUGACGUUCGAUCGUUGACGAAUGCCUCGAGAUACCAGCUGGGAUAUCUGAGCAGUUUCUUCCGCCCACGUCCUCCCAUAGACGGCAACGAGAACUUUCUCGUAGCUGACGGGGACCUGAAGAGCGUCAGGCCGGACGGAGACGGCGUCUGGCUGGAUGAGGUACUGCUGUACCUGAUGAUCAGAUAUGAGUGUCGGCCCCUGAGGAUCAGCCAGAUAGAUGACGACCAAAGACAAGAUGCACGUCAAAAACAAACACGAACCGAAAAGCCGGCCAGCGCGAGAGCCCCGAGCUCGACAGAACACGUUGAGCAGCAACACGGACAACGGACGACUCGCGCGAGUCAGAGGAGCCCGAGACACACGCUGUACGAUAAGGAUCGAAUCCACGCGUUCACGAUGGUCAUCCUGAUCGGGCUCGUGCUUUGCUUCCUCGCUGGACCUCUGUAUCCCCUCUACAGCUGGGUGCAAGGUGAGGUGACGCCUGGGAGGAUGGGCAUGAUCAUGGGACUGCAAUGUGUGUGUACCUUGCUGUUCGGCAUGGUGCUGGCUAUCUUUACGAAUGCGAAGCGGCAUGAGAUCUUCACAGCCUCAGCGACCUACAUGGCCAUCUUGGUGGUUUUCAUGGGACAAAGUCCAGCGUAG
Verticillium nonalfalfae is the source of this 1398-nucleotide messenger RNA. RefSeq lists its product as uncharacterized. The transcript is spliced from 8 exons. Bases 1 to 1398 code for a protein of 465 amino acids. The record is from RefSeq and is a predicted model, not a curated record. NCBI's taxonomy places the organism in Eukaryota, Fungi, Ascomycota, Sordariomycetes, Glomerellales, Plectosphaerellaceae.